AUGGACGCGACGCGACAGUCGCUGGGAGGCGGUCGAGACCUGGAAGAGGAAAUUGGGUCUGUGCUUCAUAUCCUGGACACGUCGCUGAUGACGCCCCCGUCGGGCAGUGACCUCGUGACUCCCGAGCAGGUGCAGCGACUGCCAUCGCAGUAUCAGCAGCAACCCAAGCACGAACAAAGGUGUAAACUGGUGACGCUGCAAGAGAACGAAGACGGAGCGUACCCUAAACUUGGCGAAGUGAUUGAUCUGAUGGAGUCACUGGACGCUAAUGGAGAUGGAGCUAUAGGAAUGGAGCAGCAGGAGCAGCAAUUAUAUAAUACUACAGACAGGAAUAUCGUCAGUGCGGGACUGCGUUUGGACGAAGGGAAGUCACAUCAUAUCUACAACACCCUUCAAGGAACUCAAUCGACCGCAUUGAGUAGCAACUACCUUGGGAAUAACAGCAUAUCACCUGCUGGACUGCUAAGCGGUCCAUCCAUGUCGCCCGCUACUAUCAACUGGCUACAAACGCUUGUACCUUCGACAAGCACGGAGAGUCUCACAGGUCUCGUUUCUCCUGCUACUCUCUUCAGCAUCGGCGCUAACUCAUCGUCCUCUGGAAGUGCCUUAGCUGAUGCAGCAACAAGCGGAUGUUUGAAUCGGGUACCGUCAUGUGAUACAAUUGAUUGGAAAGCAUACAAUGAGUCGCGCUCUGACAAGAGUCAAAAGGAGCCAGCAAAAUGGCGAGUCAUUCCUCAGCAUGGACCACAUGCUGACCUGGAAGCAAGCUUUAGUGGCAGCACAGUCGCGAGCCAUAAGCUUCCUACCGGAUGUGAUGUGACACCGGAUUCGAGUGAACAGCAGCAGAAACGUCUCGCAGCGAAGAACAUGGCGGAUGAGAAUAACAAGCGAAAGGCACUCCUAUCUCCAGAGUAUGUCCAAUACGGCAAUCCGGUCUCGAUGGUAACUUCUUCGAAGUCGCGCGAUCCCCUAUGCAGCGUCAAAGCAGAAAAAAAGUUGGUACAUGUCACGACAAAGGUAUUGGAACCGUCGGGGCGUCGGCCGUUCAAAAGGUCCCUGCACCAGACAACUUUACCUAUUGCGAAAUUGGGCUCAGCACAGCUGCAGCAGGAUGUUAUGGCAGCUUCUACCGGGGCGCUAUGUGCAGAUAAAACCGACGAUAUCGUGCGCUGUAAAUGUACUGGCAAAUGUCGUAAUGCUCGUUGUGCGUGUGUGAAGGUGGGGGUGGUGUGCGGCGCACGAUGCAAGUGCGUGGGCUGUGCGAAUCCGUUCGUACCGAUGGUGCGUGAAGGUAUAGAUACGCAGGUAGUGGUGCACGAUAUAUGCUUGAUGCAGUGUAUGUCCAAGGUUAAAGAUAUGCAAGAGCUGCUGGACUCGACCGUUAGCUACAAGUGUUGCGAUGGAGGCAGCGGAGUUGUGCAAGUAAAGCAUACCGUCGAGAAGGGGUUCGCUUGCCCGCAUUGUGGCGCUCACUUUACAUACUCGUGGUGCAAUAACCGACUAUGUGCUGACGCCAAGAAACCACGCCGCCAUUGUGGCAAGUGUCGUCGGUGUGGUGAUCAUCGCAAUCAGCAUUGCGACCUCUGCAAACACUGCUACUUUGCCGGUGUGGCAAACAGUUUCCGCUGCAGUUGCCAGUCCUCCGUUAGCAGUAGUAGGAAGGCACGAACGGUGCCGAAUCCAGUGGGCACAGUCACAGGUUCCAUCCCAAACGAAGAAGACGGUGAUACGCAAAGCAGCCCGCAACCAUUUGGUGCUGUUGACUUGGCGGUGGAUAGUUUUACCAAGCCCGACGACGACAGUAGUACGAAACCGGAGGAGGCAGACACCUCGUGCAAAAUGCAAUAG
Molecule: messenger RNA, 1848 nt
Organism: Peronospora matthiolae
Lineage: Eukaryota; Oomycota; Peronosporomycetes; Peronosporales; Peronosporaceae
Source: the annotation of a GenBank genome assembly